Coniophora puteana RWD-64-598 SS2 is the source of this 1806-nucleotide messenger RNA. RefSeq lists its product as uncharacterized. The coding region runs from base 1 to 1806 and encodes 601 amino acids. The transcript has 10 exons. Lineage: Eukaryota; Fungi; Basidiomycota; Agaricomycetes; Boletales; Coniophoraceae. The record is from RefSeq and is a predicted model, not a curated record.
AUGGUCGGAAAUUGGGCACAAGACUUUGUUGACAAUCGUAACAACAAUGAGCAAGAUGAAGACUUAGACCCAGCUGUUCGUCGUCCCCGCAAAAAGUCAACAAAGGCUAAACAGCUCGAAGAUGAAGAAAAAGAGCGUCAAGAGGCCCAUGAGAGCCGGUUGCUGAAGAAACAACCUCAAUACAAAGACGGCCCUCCAAUGGGUGCACGUCACGCAGACCAGCAAGCGCGUGGGGCCAGUCUUCAUGCCGCCUGCAGCAGUCCCAGUUUGCAAGCGAAGAAGUCUUCCUCCCAAAAAGGACGAGUCAUGUUGCCGAGGCGACGCUCAGAAGCAGGCCCGGUCGGUAUCCUCAGCCGCCUUCAUACUCUGUCAGUCCUUAUUAUUACACAUACCAUCAUGGACAUGCUCCCCUCCAUGCCACCCACAUCCCACGAGGAGUUCGAAGAUGAGCUGUCCAUGGCCAGGCGAGAAUCACAGCGCCCUGAUGAUAUCCCCAACUCAUCAUCUUCACGCGGCCGUAAAUGGUAUCGCACACCACCAGAACUGGAUGAUGAUGACGAGCCAGCCCCACGCCCGUCGAACGUGCAGAGGCGCCGAGUUGUUGACUCAACUUCUCCAGAGCCCGCCAACAUGCCCAACCACACCAACUCCUCGUGUUCCCAAUCUGCGCACUCCUCUCGUGCUGCUUCGCCUCCACUCUCCGAACUCAACUACCCCGCCACUUCACGUUCCACAUCUACUCACUCCUCACGUGCGGCCUCGCCUCCGAGUCCACCAUCUGAGCCCAAUCGCACUGUCAGUGUACGCUCCCAACCAGCUCGCUCCCUGGCUACCACUGCACCUCCUUUAUCCAAAGAUGAUACACCCAGUGUCGACCUCAUCCAGCCGAAGCACAAGCCAUACACGGCCUCCACCCUCGCACUCAAAUGCUACGAGCAACCGGUACACCCUGUCUUCACGUUUGCUAGUUCUCAUUUUCUCGCACUCGCAAUUACGCGAGGGAUGUGGUCCGAUGAUCUAACUUAUACAGGGUGGGGCAAGGAGAGCUGGCGAGUUUCGCAGAAGAAGUGCUCGUCGAAAAUCACCUACGACAACGGCCUUCUUGCUUUAAUGCGCAAGCGCAUCUCCACGACCACCUCAAAGUUGAAGAAGGCCAUAUCCCCCAUUGUCGACACUCACUACGGCUUCAUCUCGUCGUCCGAUGACAAAAUUAUCGCCGAAAACAAAUCUCGUGCUCAGCGCCUCCGAACUAAGUUUGGCAUGACGUACAAGCAACUCGACAAUCUUCAAAAAUGUCUCCGUCGCGAGGGUAUGUACCAGCAUCCGAUCUUCCAGCAGGCCAUCAACACUGCGUGGUUCCAUGAUGACGAGGGCACCGGUGCUCGAUUCCUCAACAUGUUCAAACCCCUUCCUAUUCCGGCCUUGGCCAUGAUAUGGGCUGUGAUACACGCGCGCAUCGACGAAUGGGAUAGUGGCACUCAUCGGCCCGAGGACUUCAAUAGGCACAAGUACCGUGAUCGCCUCAAGGACCACAUCGCGAACCUCGAGAAAUUUGCGAUCAUGUCGCAGGAAUGCCAUACUGACCUUUUCGAGAAAAUGCGGACGACGUUACUGGAGAAUGCAUGUUUAAACGCGGGGGUAGCCGACAAGCUCCAAGAAGCUCAAGCUGAAAAAUCGGAUGAGCCCUCCACCCUUGAAGACGACGCAUUCCAUGAGGAGUUCCGGCGUUAUCGCGAGUUGUCACGUGCUGCGAGUGAAGGGGCUGAUGGCGAAGGCCGAGGCGUUGAGGUGGAAGAGGGUGACUAG